Molecule: messenger RNA, 7521 nt
Organism: Plasmodium vivax (malaria parasite P. vivax)
Lineage: Eukaryota; Apicomplexa; Aconoidasida; Haemosporida; Plasmodiidae
Exons: 1
Coding region: 1-7521 (2506 amino acids)
Molecular function (GO): protein binding
Source: RefSeq, a predicted model, not a curated record
AUGAUUAAUAAUGUCUUUUACGUUAUCUUAGUGUUUUUAUUUUUUCUGUUAAUAAUUAAAUGUGAAUAUGUUAACAAUGAGAAGGAGGAAGUGGUUUUCGAGACGGACCUCCUCGGGGGGGGUGCACACCACGAGAAGGGGACUUCAAGUUUAGAAGGCAACUACGCCGAUGAUGUAAAGAUUGGAAGCGGCACCGAGGGGGGGGCUGUAGGCAUGCAGCUGCAGGGGGAGCAGCAGGGCGAGGAGGGAGCGCAGGUGGGUAUGGCCCUCUCUGUGGAAGGAUCCGCAAUGAGCCUCGUCACUAUGGAGAGUGAACCGAAGGCAGGCAGCGUCAUCGUCGUGGAGGCGGUUGCUGAUGGUAACACCGCCAGUGGGAGCAUCGUCGCGAAGGAGAGUGAAUCGAAGGAAGGUGGCCACAUCGUUGUGGAGGAGGCCGCCUCGAGUGAUGUCAUCAGAGAAACUGAAUCGGAGUCAGGCAGCAUCGCCAUGGUGGUAGACCCCAUCGUGGUAGAUCCCAUCGCUAAUGACACCGCCAAGGGGGAUGAAUUGAAGGCAGGCAGUAGCGUCGUCGUGGAGGAGACUGCAGAUAGUGACGCUGUCAUUGACGUUGCCACCGACGUUGUCCCUGUGAGGAGCAGCACCGAGGAGAGCGAAUCGAAGACAGAUGGCACCUCCUUCGUGGAAGAGGCCGCUGUUAGUAACGGUGCCAAGGGAAAUGAACCCAAGGCAGAUGCAGUCCACCUUUUGGAAGAGCCAACUGACGGUGACGCCGUUAAGGAGAGUGAACACAUUGCCUAUGACGUAAUCGUCGUGGAGGAGGCAGUUGAUAGCAACGACCUCAAGGUGGAUGAAGCGGAGUCAGAUGGAGUUGUCUCCGUGGAAGAACCCAAAGCUGAUGAUGACGUUAAAGAGAAUGAACACACUGCAUAUGGCGUAGUCGCCGUGGAGGAGGCAGCUGAUAGUAACUCUGCCAAGGAAAGUGAACCCGUUGCGGAUAGCCUAGUCGUCAAGGAAGAGGCAGCUUCUAGUAACACUGCCAAAGGGAGUGAACCAGAGACAGAUGGUGCCAUCGUCGUGGAAGAGGCAGCUGCCAGUAACGCCAUCAGGGAGGUUGAAUCAAAGCCGGAUAACAUCGCCAUGGUGGAUGAACCAAAGGCAGAUGACACCCCCGUCGUGGAAGAGGCAUCUGUGAGUAGCAGCACUAUAGAGGAUGAACCCAAGGAAGAUGACACCUCCAUCGUGGAAGAACCCAUCAUGGAAGAACCCAUCGUGAGCGUCGCCACCUCGGAAGAGUCCCCUGUGAGUGAUGCUACCGAGGAGAGUGAACCCCAGGCAGAUAGCACCGCGAUAAUAGAAGAACCCAUUGUAAGCAGCUUCGUUGAGGAGGGCAAUUCGAAGCAAAAUGGGGUUGCCAUGGUGGAUGAACCCAUUGUGAGUAGCGCCGCCGAGGAAAGUGAAUCCAAGCCGGAUAACACCUCCACCGAGGAGGAGUCCAUUGUGAGCAGUCCUGUUGAGGAGGGAGAAUCGAACCAAGAUGGGGUUGCCAUGGUGGAGGAGGCAGCUGUGAGUAGCCUCCCCAAAGAGAGUGAAUUAAAGCCGGAUGACAUCGCCAUGGAGGAGGAGACAACUGUGAGUAGCGCCUCCGAGGAAAGUGAGCCCAAGACGGAUGACACCGCCAUCGUGGAGGAGUCAACUGUGAGUAGCGCCCCAAAAGAGAUUGAAUCAAAGCCAGAUGACACCGCCACCGUGGAGGAGGCCCCCCCGGAGAGGCGCGUCGCUAACAGGAGGAAGCCCUUCCUGGUGGAGUACCAAGAGAGAGUGAACCAGUACGACCAAGUGGUAGACGAAAUAAUACUAAGGAGUCUAAACAGAGAGAAUUACAAUUUCCUUAACAUGUUGGACGAGUAUGCAAUGAGAACCCAAAUGAGUGGAGAGAUGUACACAGGGAUGAGGUAUUUAAUAAAAGUGCUCAUCGGAACUACGGUGGUAACUCCAUCCUACAAGGAGAAGAAGAAGUCAUUUAAUUAUAAAAUUGAGGAGAAUACCUUUAAGCGUCAUUUUGUAACGUCCCUCUUCAGAUGGUAUAAUAAUUUUAAGUUAGUAGAAUCCCAUUUUGAUAAAGCCAAUUACGUGUACUAUGUUGGGGAUGAACGGGUGUACUCUUAUAGGUACUCCUACAGACUCGUGUUGAAUUUGCUAAGCUCAGAAACUUUUUCCUUUUAUUUGGACUUGAACAAAUUUACCUUGCUGGAGAUACUAGACAGUUACAAUAGGUACAGCUUUAAGCUGAACAACAGCCCGAGGUACUACCCCUUCCACAUGUACACUGGAAAGUCGCUCAGCGAGUUUGUGGGCCACUAUUUUGAGUUUUAUAAUCACCGCUAUUUUGAGAAGCACAGGCAUUUGAUUGCGGAGGAGGUGCACCAUAAUGGGAUAAAGAAGAGCGGCAACAAGUUGUUUGCGCAGCUGAGCAGGUUGAACCCGAACUUUGUUUUGUACCCGUUCGGGGGGGGCGCGCCAUCAUCUUCGUCCGCUUCGUCAGAUUUGUCUUCUCCCACCGCUUCGUCUUCGUUCGCUUCGUCAGAUUUGUCUUCUCCCACCGCUUCGUCUUCGUUCGCUUCUUCCGCCUCUUCCGCUUCCCCCCCCCCGCGGGUGGAACACUACCUGGACGCAGAAGUCAACCUGGUUUUUUCCAUUUUUGAGGAGUUCCUGGUGAACCUGCUGAAUGACCUCUACAAUGAGUACUACAACGACGGGGUGAAGCGCGCCAGGAGGGAGGGAUCCCGCGUGGAGGCCGCUUCGAGUAUCAGCGCCCCGGUUGUGGAGCCUCUACCCGGGGGGGAUGACUUGAAGGAGGUUCCGGGGGAGAAGACGCAGUGGGAGGAAGUGGCGCCCCUCAGUGAGGCUUCUUCUGCGGAGUUGAGCGGGUCGCUCGGUAUCGCUGCGGGAGCGGCGGGUGAAGCGGUGGGCGCGGAGGGCUCCCCGGCAGAGGGGGAGGGAGGGGAGUCCAUCACUGGAAAGCAUGGUGAAGGCGAACCCGUUGCGGACAAACCUGACGGAAGAGAGGCCAUCACUGAUCAGCGUGAUGAGGGCGAACCCACCACUGACCAGCGUGAUGAGGGCGAACCCACCACUGACCAGCGGGACGACCCCCUGGGCAACGAAUUGUGGAGGGACCUGCUCGAGUCGUACAAGGAGGCCCCGAAGGCAGAGGACCUGAAGAAGUACAACCAGUAUAUUUUGAAAAACCUAAACAAAAUUUUAAACCUCUCCACGCAGAAGGAAAGGCAGCGAAUGGAGGACUACAAAAAUAAAUAUGAGCUGAAGGACGGGUUCAUUGUACACGUAGCCACGGCUAGACACACGCCCCUGCUGUUCAACCCGUCGAAGGAUGUCUACGCGUAUCUCAGCCAGAUGAGCAGUAAGAAGCAGGUGAAUUUUAAAAAUGUGUAUGAUUAUUUGAUGACGAUUAUAAGGUACAAGGAGGGGAGCAACUUUUAUGACGGCUUGUUGCAGAGUAGGCGGGUAGCGGGGGGGCUCUGGCGCGGGGGCGACUCUCCAGGUGGAGAGGUGAACGGAGGGGCAAGCAGGGGACCUAGCCGACCCGCCAAACGGGUGAUCGAGCGGGUGGUCGUCCAUGAUGGGGAGUUGUCCACUGGGAUGAAGGCAAACGAGUUGAACGCAAACGAGCUGAAUUCCUUUUUGCUGUUUAUCGAGCGCGGGGAAGAGGCCAGCGGGGAGACCGCCCCACCUCGCGCAGGCGUGCACUCCUUUUACCGAAGCGUAAACCUGAGCGAAUUCACCCCCGCGGCGGUCAACAUGAAGGACCAAAUCCACGACCAGCUGAAGUUGCUGAAGAAGAAGUAUACAGAGAAGCUAAAGAGUGAAGCGACGUGCGUUCUGGCCUUCCUAUACCUAAUUGGAAUAAACGAUAACGGGGGGAAGUUACAACUGCCUUAUGGGUUCCCCAGAAAUAUUGACCACUCAGUUAGGCUUAUAAGAAAGGGAAAGGAUGGGCUGUGUAAUUUCUUAAGUGGUAUACUGUACCAUUUGAACCUACCAAUAUUUGUAAACAAUUCUUCCAUUUCUAUAACGACAGAGAUGAGCGAGGAUCUGGUAGAUUCAAAUGAGAACGCGCUGAAUAGCUUUUUUUAUAUAUACUAUAGAAACAAUGGGAAGAUAAGGAACCACCAUUUUCUGUCGAAUGAAAAUAGGAUAAUCCCAAAGGCGGUGGAUAAUAUGAAGUCGAAGAUCGUGUCCUACUCCCUGGGUUCUACGAAAGAAGAUUUUUAUAGCAAGCUGGCCUUCACCAAUAAUAUGAUCAGACUGAAAUACAAAAAUGAAGACAGCAACAUUUUCCUGAGGGACUAUUUUGACUUUACCUUUGACAAGAAGGUAUACAAAAAUGCGGUAAUGAAAAAUAACAUUUCUCCUUUUCUAUCCUCCUGUGAUUAUCUGCUGAGCAACAUCCUCGGGGCAGUGGUGGACUCGCUGAAGAACACCUCUGUCAUUGAGAGUGGGGUGUACGAGGAGAGCAUCAGUGAGAAACAUAGGCAUUUGAUCAACAACACCGUAGACCAUAAUAAGAGUUUAUUUGAGUACUUUUUGAAGCUAGCUGAUAGUAGGAAUUCCUACGCGCUUGCCGCCCUGGGGGAGAUUUACUACCUGGGGAAUGAAAGCAUAGGCAUUGAACGUGAUGAAGUGAAGGCCUUUGAGUUUUGGAAGAAGGCGGCAGACCAGGGGGAUACCACUUCUGCGCUGUCCACGGGGUAUGCCUACCUCGAUGAGUAUAAGAAGCAUUUGCGGAAGGAGGAGGUUCUCAAGGCGAUGAGUAAGGAGGACGUGCUGAAAAUGAUUAGGGAGGAGAAGGGCGGCGCGGCUGCGGAGGGGGUGAAGAAGGAACAUAGCGCAUCGAAUAAACCGGGUGCUGCGAAAGAACCAGGUGCUUCGAAUAAACCGGGUGCUGCGAAAGAACCGAGUGGGGGCUACUUCCCCUUCGCGUCUGGAGGCGCGUCUGCUGGGCUGCACACCUCGGCAGGGCAACCCGCCGCGCAGCAGGGCGAGCGGGGCGAACUGGGCGAACUGGGCGAACGGGGAUCUUCCCCGGAAAGGGGUUCCCCAGUUGGGGCCCCUAAUUUUAUGGGUACCACCGGCGCGGCUGCUGACUUUCCCAGCGGCCUGUAUGGCGGGGGGUCCGCCGGGCCAUCCGCUCCCCCUGCGCAGUUUGAUCAGUCCACCCGAUUCGCAGCCAGCGGGUAUGCGUCGGGCCAAGCGGGGGUACCCCUCGGGGGGGGCGAACAAAAGAGGGGAAAAGAAGAGAACACAGCUGAUACGUCCAGCAGCCAAAGCGAUGACAUCAUCAAGAAAUACAUGCAGGAGCUGAGCGAGGAGAGGAACAAAGCAAUGAAAAACGCGGAGCAGUACUUCCAGAAAGCCAUUCGAAAUAAUGAAGAGAGUGUGGAGCACGUUCUGGCCAAAUACAACAUUUACAAAUUCGGGCUUGGCACAGAAAAGAACCUCGAGUUGGCUGGAGAUUAUCUGAAGAAGGCGGCCGAUAAAGGAGACAACAUUUCUCAGAUGAUGCUGGGCCAUUUGUACUCCGGAACGGACAUUGGGGUUAAGGUAAAGGACUAUGAUGGGGGGAACAAAAUGGAAAAUUUAAAGAAAUCAUAUAAGUAUUAUAGCUUGUCAGCGAAGAGUGGAAAUAUUAUUUCGCUGUACAAUAAGAGCAUCUUAAUCCUUAAAGGGGUGAACCCUAAUUUGAAGACCUUCAAUGAGAAAUGUGAAAAGACGCUGAAGCAGUUUCAUUUCAUAGGACUGUUUAAUGAGCGGUUGUAUGUGCUGACUAAGUUGCUCAGGAGGAGCUACGAUUUUAGGGACUACACCGGUUCGCUUCUACUAUCUGUUAUUCUUUCCGAGCUGGGCGACCACCCCAACAAUGUGAAUGCCUCCAUGCUGUGGGAUUUGAAGCGGAGAACCAUGCAGACGUUCACGGAGAGGUACAACCUGGUCGAGGGGCUUUUGGCGGACCUUAAGAGGGGCCCCGAAAGCGGUGCCAACCCCGGCAGAAACGGCGCUACUCCCCCUUUGGACCGAAUAAUCCACCGGCUGUACAAGAAGGGAAAGGGGGGGAAGUACUACUCCCUGCAGGGGAAAGCCAAACUGAAGGGGCACUCCAUUUUGAAGAGCUGCGCGAUGGUCACGAGGAAGCCGUUCGAGGGGAAGAGCGUUCUGUUCAACGUGAAGUUUUGCCGCUACUUAAGGGACGCGCUACGCGGUGGUAGAAGCGGAGGUAGCAGCGGGGGUAGAAGCGGGGGUAGAAGCGGAGGAAGCAGCGGGGGAAGCAACCGGGCAGGGCAAACCCAGCCAGACGUGCACCACCAGGACGUGUACGAACUAACCCAGACGCACAAACAAAUCGAUCUCUUCGAAAGGUACGACCAGAUUGUGAAAAGCGAAAUGGAGAAGGGGGGCACCCCCCGAGAGAAGAUACAAAGAGGUGAGAAGAUGAAGGGGACCAUUCUGGAGCACUUCCGAACGAGCGAAUUCCUACACUGUUAUUAUAAACCCAUUUCGUAUUAUCAAAUUAAGUUGGAAGAGGAGAAAAGGCAAAGUUUGAAAGGGAACGCCCAACAGGAGAGGAGCAACCUCCUCGGGAGAAGUAGCAACCAUAUGGGGUACAACACCCCUGGGCAGGACAAAUCCCAACAAGUGAAAGAUCUCUACGAAACGGAAUUCUCCAGAUAUUCUCCCCUCCUAGAAGGUGAAGAUAUGAAGGAAUUAUUUUAUUACCAAAAUACCUAUUCUUCUAACAUUUUUGAAGAAAUCCAGAGCUUCUCCAAAAACUGCGACGUUUGCAAGCAGCACUACGAUAUAUAUUCUGCCUACUAUGGGUACAAGAAAUCCACCCUCGAUUUGAUUAGGAAGUACCGAGAGGGGGAUGAAUACACCAUAAAGAGUAAGCGGAAGGAGCUGCAGUUUCUCAUUAGGAACUCGGAUGAGGAGGACCACGAGCCGCUCUACUACAAGGCCCUGUUUUUGGAAAAUAACAAAUUAGACAGCUUGAAGAACAUUUUGCAGAUUUAUUUGAAGCUGGCUACGGACAGCCACAACGCUUGCAACGUGAUUGGCGUGCUGGGCAUCUUCAAAAUUUUGUUUAAGAAGGUCUUCUUCGACGUCACUGUCUUCUUCAGCAGGCAGAAGGCGCAGCUCAUGCGCGCCAUUCGCGAGGGGGGAAGCGGCGGGAGUGGUGAGCGCGGUGAGCGUGGUAAACAUGACGAGCGUGGCAAACCUGGCAGUGCGGCCCCUGUGCCAGCGGCCAACUCGCUCCAGAGGUACCUCUUCACCGACCUGAACUCCUGCGCGCUGCAAAGCAACUUCCUCUUCAAAUCCGAGUUUCACAACAAGUGCCUAAACUUCGACCAUUUGGUGAGCAGCAACCACGCAUAUUCGCAGCUCAGCUACCGCGACUUUUUCAAGCUCUUCUACACCGUCGUCGCCUCCUUUUUUAAGGCAGCAUAG